UUAUUUUUCUCUGAAAAAACUUGUGGAGAGAGGAGAAGGAGGAAGGGAGAUUGAGGGCGAUCUUUUGCCAAUUUGUCUUGUUCUGCCUCCCCAGUCCUUACACACACAUCACUGUGAGCGAUAUCUUCAAAAGGGAGGGUGGGGGGAAAAUAAUUUAGGAGAGGAAAGAGAAAGGGAGGGAGGAAGGCAGAAAAAAUGUUCAGUUGGCUUAAAAAGAACGAGAAAAAGGAUCCUGAAGUGAUUCACACUGUGACUGAAGGACUGAAGAAACUGUACAAGACGAAGCUGUUACCAUUGGAAGAGUUUUACAGGUUUCAUGAUUUUCACUCGCCGUCACUGGAAGAUGCUGAUUUUGACAACAAGCCCAUGGUGCUGGUGGUGGGACAGUAUUCCACAGGAAAAACCACUUUCAUCCAGUACCUCUUGGAGCAAGAUUUCCCCGGGAGCCGAGUGGGACCUGAACCCACCACCGACUCCUUCACCGCGGUGAUGCACGGAGAAGUGGAGAGUGUUAUUCCAGGCAAUGCCUUGAUCGUGGAUCCCAACAAACCCUUCCGCAAACUCAAUCCCUUCGGCAACUCAUUCCUCAACAGGUUAACCUGCGCCCAGUUACCCAACAAGGUGUUGGAGAGCAUCAGCAUAAUAGACACGCCCGGGAUCCUGUCAGGCACUAAACAACGAGUGACCAGAGGCUAUGACUUCCCAGCCGUCCUGCAGUGGUUUGCGGAGCGAGUGGACAGGAUCAUCCUGUUGUUCGACGCUCACAAGCUGGAGAUCUCCGACGAGUUUUCAGCCGCCAUCGGGGCCUUGAAGGGGAACGAGGAUAAGAUCCGGGUGGUGCUCAACAAAGCCGACCAGGUUGACACCCAACAGCUGAUGAGGGUUUACGGCGCCCUCAUGUGGUCGCUUGGGAAGGUCAUCAACUCCCCCGAGGUCAUGCGUGUCUACAUUGGCUCCUUCUGGUCAGAGCCACUGCUGAUCUCCGACAACCGCCGGCUGUUUGAGCUGGAGGAGCAAGACCUGUUCCAGGACAUCCAGAACCUGCCCAGGAACGCCGCACUCCGCAAGCUCAAUGACCUGGUGAAAAGAGCUCGCCUUGUCAGGGUCCAUGCUUACAUCAUGAGUUCCCUGAAGAGGGAAAUGCCGGCCAUGUUUAGGAAGGAAAACAAAAAGAAAUACCUGAUCAAUAACUUGGGGAAAAUCUUUGCUCAGAUUCAGUUGGAGCAUCACAUCUCUCCAGGCGACUUCCCAGAUUGUACCAAGAUGCAGGAACAGCUGAUGAUUCACGACUUCACAAAGUUCCACUCACUGAAGCCCAAGAUGAUGGAGGCACUGGACGACAUGUUGGCGUUUGAGAUCUCAAAGCUGAUGCCGCUGGUCAGACAGGAAGAGCUGGAGAUGCCGGAGCAGAUAGUUCACGGUGGGGCCUUUGACGGGACAUCUAAUGGGCCCUUCAUCGAGGGAGUGAACGAUGGAGCCUUCGAGGCGAGAGACGAGGACGAGUGGAUCGUCACCAAGGACAAGCCCAAAUAUGACGAGAUCUUCUACAAUCUCUCGCCCACUGACGGCAAGAUCAAUGGUGUCAAGGCCAAGAAUUGGAUGAUCACCACCAAGCUGCCCAACUCCGUGCUCGGAAAGAUCUGGAAGUUGUCGGAUGUGGACAAGGACGGAAUGCUGGAUGACGAGGAGUUCGCUCUGGCCAGUCACCUGAUUGAGGUCAAGCUGGAUGGACACGGGCUCCCCAACCAGCUGCCAGGAUACCUCGUGCCCCCCUCAAAGAGGAGGCCCGUGGGCUCGGCGGAGUGAGCCAGACCAGACCCGCGCUCAGUCACUGUGUUGUGGAAAAUGUAGCCGGGGAAGAGACUGGGGGGGAAGAGAGGAACAAGGAAGGGAAGUCACCCAUUGUCACUUAAUUCGAGAGGUUAUUGAUUGCUUUAUCUCCCUCCCACCUUGCUUUCUCAUUACCUUCAUCUUUCUUUCUUCCUUUCUUUUGCUACCUCCCUCUGUCUCCUUCUUUCCCACUCUCAUGCCUCUUUUUCUCUUUAUCUAUCUCCCUCCACACUUCUCUCCCCCUCCUUCCUCUCUCCCUCUCACCCCAAGUCAUCCCUAGAACAGUGACCGACGCAGGCUCUUGGGUUUGCUCUCUCUCUCUCUCCCCUUCUUGUUACGAUUGAAUUUGAUGCGUUUAGCAUCCGCUUGAGUCUGGUCUCCUGGGCUGCUCUCUGGAGGCCUAGACAUUGUACCACAUGGCAGGUGCCAUAUACGUCAAUCUCCUUUUAACUCUAUCACUAACUGCCCACAAGAUUCUGAAGUACGUUUACGUUCAUACAACGUAGUGCAAUGGAGUCUCUGUUUGCUUCCAUCUCCAUUACAUCCCUCGGGGCUUGGCUGUCCAUAUACCCGUUAAGACUGAGCCCCGCUAUUCACUCCCCGCUUCUUCCGUGUUAUAACAGGUCACGUUGCACAGAGAACUGUACUGUGUGUGAGAAUGCCAAGCAGUCCACCCCCCCACCCGGUGAGAUCACUGACUCCAGGAGGACAUUCUGCACUCCGCACAGGAAGCUGGCCAGUCAAGCAGGAAGUGCUCCCUGUUUUGGGAAGGGGGUGGGGGGGUGCACAUUGCCUGUGCUAUAUACUGAGGUGUGCUAUAAGGUGUGCUAUAACAGAAUGCGCUGUUUUAUAUAUUUCAACACUUUGCUCAUUUGAGUCUUGCUAAUUGGUGAGGUUCAAUGGUCUUUUAUCUGUAUCAAACACACACAUAAACCCAGAACAAUGCAUUUCCUUCCUGCACUAUUUACGCCCCUGGAAUUGCUGAGCAAUAAAUGGAUCUAAUUCAAACAACUAAUUGCCAGAGAUCUGAAACAACUACAAGAGGAUUGCUUAAUUCUCUCUGGGGCCUUAGCCGAUGCUGGGGGAGAGGGGCUGAAUUAAAUUCAGUUAAAAGUUUGGUCUGAUGAAUUGGGAGAGGGGGUCUAUCGAUUGUGGCUGCUUGGAGGACUGGCUGUGGGCCUCCUCAAGACUCAGUCUUUCCCCUUAAAGAAUAAAAUGGCCAUUGGUCAGUGUUUCCGAGUCUUCGGGUUGCUGCUGACCUCACUUCCUGUGACAGGAAGAUGGCCACGGCAGUUUGAUGGACUCCUGAGUCAGAGAGACUGGCCUCUACUGCUAAUAGCCUCCGACUGCACCAAACAGGUCAGGUCCAACCUACACAAUGAGAUGGUCACCAGGGUGAGCUUCUCUUCCAAAAGAAGGAAUGUGCUGGUCAUAGAAUCAUAGGAUUAUACAGCACAGAAGGGGCCAUUUGGCCCAUUGUGUCUGUGCCGGCUUUUUGAAAAGAGUUUCCAAGUUAAUCCCACUCCCCCUCACUCUCCCCUUAGCCCGGCAAACUUGUCCUCUCCAAAUAAUUAUCUACUUCUCUCUUAAAAGUUGUUAUGGAAUCAGCUUCCAUCGGCCUUCCAGAGUUCCUGGAAUUUCAGAGUCUUUAGCUUUAGCAACGAAGGAACCUUGUGGGAAAUUGAGUAACUCUAAUGGACAACUUGUCUGGGCCUUUUACAAGGAAGGGAUGUUUACCUCUUAUUAUAAUCCUCAAAUUUGAUAAAUUUGAUAUUAUCAUGUCUUGACUGAAGCCCUGUACUCUAAUCCCAAUCCAUGCUCUCUCUCUCCCCAUCAUGUCUGUGCUGGUGCUCGCUGCCCAUUGUGCAAUAUGUUAUGUAUUCUGUUGUGCUGAAAUAUCUUUUCGCUGAUGAUGUAAGUUUUUUUUACGUUUUACUCACUGAAAUACACUGCACAAGUAUUCCAAGUUUUCGUUUCACAGACUUCCCAGGUUUUCAUAUUUUAUUUUACUCUCUACGGCUUUCCUUGUAUAAUCCCGAUUCUAAUUAAAACACGAGAAAAAAGGAAA
Callorhinchus milii (elephant shark) is the source of this 3898-nucleotide messenger RNA. Its product is annotated as EH domain-containing protein 2. The transcript has 5 exons. The record is from RefSeq and is a predicted model, not a curated record. Gene Ontology annotation, cellular component: plasma membrane; cytoplasm. Gene Ontology annotation, biological process: endosomal transport; endocytosis. Bases 196 to 1806 code for a protein of 536 amino acids. NCBI's taxonomy places the organism in Eukaryota, Metazoa, Chordata, Chondrichthyes, Chimaeriformes, Callorhinchidae. Gene Ontology annotation, molecular function: protein binding; calcium ion binding; GTP binding.